UGACAUAAGUUUCUGUUCAUAAGGAAAGUUACUUCCUCAUUAUAAAAAGUGGGAGUAUCAAACCUAAUGUGUACAGAGCAGCAUUUCUGUUAAGGAGUCUGUCACCCCAUUGUGCUGUGUGAAACCCCAUGACAGGAAGUGUUUAAAUCCCUGAGCUGAGACUAACGACAGGAUGUGGAACAUAGCUGCAUUGGUGUUAGUGGUGGCAGGGACUUCCUUUUGCUACAUCACCUGCCCUGAUGGGAAGGUCUGCUCUGAUCAAUCAACUUGCUGUUUGACUAAAGAAGGAUACGCCUGCUGUCCAGUUACCCAUGUUCCGUCGACAGCACUUGUUCAGGCCUCAGACAGCACCCCACAGGCUGGAGUCAUUCGCUGUGACACAAAAUUCUACUGCCCUUCUGGAACCAGCUGCUGCAAGGGACUGACUGGCAAAUGGGACUGCUGCCCAUUCCCACUGGGCACGUGCUGUGUGGAUGGCCUGCAUUGCUGUGAAUAUGGAUACACCUGUGACCCAACCUCAUUCAAGUGCAGGAAAGGUUACUCUCAGAUUCCUUCAGGUCUGAGGAAUGAUGCUCAGCAGGACUGACCAGAUGUCUUUUGAAUUAUAAUGUUGUCACUGUACUGGUAUUGGAUUGAACAAACAGAUUUGCUAGUUUAGCUAACACAAACCAUCAGUCCUAGCUUGCUAUUAUGAAAAUCGAAUUCAACAAUGUUUUCAAUUCUAAUUUUGCUUUCAAAAGCAACUCAAACAUAAAACAUGUAAAAAUGAACUAUAGCCAUUGAAUUCUACCCUGCAGACAUACCAUGCUUUAUAGGGAAAUAAUGCACGCUCUAGAAUACCCUUCAAGACAAUCAGAAACGAGUGUUCAACAAUGUCAUGGUAUAACAUUACAUGUUGAAAGAAUGUUGAAUCAUGCCACCCACUCAUUCAUUGCAUUAAAGACAGAUCAAUACACUUCCAAAUAAAUGACAUUCUAAGAAAAAACUGUU
Molecule: messenger RNA, 990 nt
Organism: Oncorhynchus keta (chum salmon)
Lineage: Eukaryota; Metazoa; Chordata; Actinopteri; Salmoniformes; Salmonidae
Product: progranulin-like
Exons: 4
Coding region: 173-586 (137 amino acids)
Cellular component (GO): extracellular region
Source: RefSeq, a predicted model, not a curated record